This is a messenger RNA of Fulvia fulva, 1152 nucleotides long. RefSeq lists its product as uncharacterized. Bases 1 to 1152 code for a protein of 383 amino acids. The record is from RefSeq and is a predicted model, not a curated record. Lineage: Eukaryota; Fungi; Ascomycota; Dothideomycetes; Mycosphaerellales; Mycosphaerellaceae. The transcript has a single exon.
AUGUCGACCCUGAUCAUGAACCCGCCUCCGCACAGGAAACCCGUCCCUGGCGGACAGCCGUCAUUCACGAUGCAAACGCCGAAACCCCCGCCAGCCCAGAAUUACCCAGGAUCACAAUUGAGUCAGCAGGAGCGAACACACAGCAGGACCCGCACCAGUUCGAGUAGCGUGAUGCCCUUUUCUGUGAACAACUACUCCCCACCACGCCAACCAAGCGUCUCGCCUGCAUACAGCAUGACACAACAGUCGCAACAUCAGCAACAGCAGCCGCCAUAUCCCGGCCAGAACCGCCGAACGCUCUCCAAUGCCACAUCAUCAACAUCGUCGACCAACACCUCCGCAAACCUUCAACGAGUACCCACCAACUCGGCCCACAGCACGACGAGUGGUGUCAGAAGAUCAACUUCUUCGCGCAGCAAUUCCUCCAUAUCACCCACCUCAUAUGUCGCCCUCAUGCGGAAACAGAAGGGCACUGUCUGGUGCGAUAGAGCCCAACAUGAAGACCCUCGCAUUCUCGCCGCUCAACGGCAAGCGAAGAUGCGGGCAGCCGCAGAGGUAGCAGGUGGUCACAACUAUGCGACACAAGUGCGAACAAGUACGAGCAGCUCGGGCAUGGUGGGCGGCGUGCGAAGCAAGAUACGACACCACGGCGCCGCGAAGGCGAGCGCAUACAAGGCAACGCUACACCCUGGCGGCGCAGGUGUGCCAAUGAGGCUCUCGGCAUCUGAGGUGGACGACGGCAACGAUAGCGAUGAAGAGAGCAGCGGCAAAUACCAUCAGAGAUCUGGCAGUGGGAGGAGCAGUGUGCACAGUGGACGGCGAGGCCAAAGCCAUAACACCUCAGGCCUCAGCCAUUCACGCAGCAAUGGCUCGACGCCGCCACAGGCAAGCCCAGUCGACAGCAUGGGUGAGCUCAGGGAAGAGGAAACGCCAACGGCCAAUGGCGGGAACGACGAAUACUUCGCGCACGACGAGGAUAGCUUCGGUACUGUCGCUGGUCUGCCAAAGACGAACGGACCGACAGCUGAGGAGCGGGCACACAGAAACACAGCUGACGAUCUGCGACGGAGGGGCAGUGUCGAUGACAGGACCAUGACGAUGAGCAAUACACGCCUUUUCAUUGCCAACCCGGAUGCCGACUUGAGCGAUUGA